AUGAGCCCAAAGGCACCCUCCAAAUUCACAAAGAACACAAAAGUAGCAGCAGCAACAGAUGGUCCUUUAAGUGCAGGAAAAAUUAAAAAAAAGAUCCGAGAUACACAACGAGCAUUAAGACGUCCUAAUAUAGAGGCACAAGUUGUUAUUGAAUUAAAAAGACGAUUACGUGCACUUCAAUUUGAUUUGGGUGAACGUAUUGUUGAUGAAUAUGAACGCAAACAUGCCACAAAAUAUCACAAAAUAAAGCAUUUCGAACGUAAAAAGACACAAAGAAAGAUUACACAGACACGUAAAGCACUCGAGACAGAAACAGAUGCAGAAAAGAAACAAAAACUUCAACAAACAUUAGAGGAAUGGCAAAUAAAACUACUCUAUGUACAAAAAUACCCAAAGACGAUGCCAUAUGUAUCACUUUAUCCUAAAGAAAAUACAGAUGAUGUUAAAGCCGUGGAACGUAAACAAAAAUUAUUGGAAGAUAUUAGGGAUGCCUUAAAAAGUGGAGAUGAGGAUUUGAAUAUGAUGUCAAAAAAAUAUCGUAAUGAAUAUAAAGAUGAAUUGAUUAAAAAGGGUAAAAUUGAACCCGUUGAUUCCGUAGAUGUUGAAGAGCUUCAAACAGAGAAUACUGACAAUGCGAAGAAUGAAGAUGGGGAUGAAUUUUUUGAAUAA
This is a messenger RNA of Cokeromyces recurvatus, 669 nucleotides long. RefSeq lists its product as uncharacterized. The record is from RefSeq and is a predicted model, not a curated record. Gene Ontology annotation, cellular component: nucleolus; preribosome, small subunit precursor. Gene Ontology annotation, biological process: maturation of SSU-rRNA from tricistronic rRNA transcript (SSU-rRNA, 5.8S rRNA, LSU-rRNA). NCBI's taxonomy places the organism in Eukaryota, Fungi, Mucoromycota, Mucoromycetes, Mucorales, Mucoraceae. The transcript is spliced from 3 exons. Bases 1 to 669 code for a protein of 222 amino acids.